Eimeria mitis is the source of this 360-nucleotide messenger RNA. RefSeq lists its product as uncharacterized. Bases 1 to 360 code for a protein of 119 amino acids. The transcript has a single exon. The record is from RefSeq and is a predicted model, not a curated record. NCBI's taxonomy places the organism in Eukaryota, Apicomplexa, Conoidasida, Eucoccidiorida, Eimeriidae.
AUGAACGUCAACAGCAGCAGCAGCAGCAGCAGCAGCAGCAGCAGCAGCGCGAGCCGGGUCCUCAUGGAUCGCGCCACCUUCUUCUCCUCCCUCGCCGCAUUCCACUCCGAGCGGGGGCAAACCCUCGCCCCAGACCCUCUCCUAGGGGUACGCUCAGCAGCAGCAGCAGCAGCAGCAGCAGCAGUAGCAGCAGCAGCAGCAGCAGUAGCAGCAGUAGCAGCAGCAACAGUAGCAGCAGCAGUAGCAGUAGUAGCAGCAACAGCAGUUGUAGUAGUAGUAGCAGCAACAGCAGUAGCGGCUGUAGGUGUAGCAAUAGCAGUAGCAGCAGCAGCAGCAGCAGCAGCAGCAGUAGCAGCAUGA